AUGACUCAGUUGGGAGCAGACAAAGUCCCUAUUUUGGGAAUUCAAUGUCACAUUGAGGACGAACCCAUCUUUGACAAAUGGGCGCUUUCAGGCAAACAUCACCCCAAGUAUGAUGUAUUCCACAGGAAAAUUCAGAAGUCAGGAAGAUCCCAGGACUUGCGGAAAGCUUUGGCACAACACAUGGCGGCAGUGGACGCCAUCACUGGAAUUCCUGUGGACAACAUCAGCCCAGCCCACUCAAAGGCUGUUUUCGAAUCCAUGCAACAACUGACAAAUGACAAAGGCCAUAAAAUCUUUACAGACUUGGAGCCUCAUAAGACUGCUGCAGUCACUGGAAAGCACUAUGUGUUAUGCCACAAGGAUGACCGGGAUCUGGCAGUUCAGGAACUGCAAAAACUGUUUGAUGUGAUGCCAACAGCACAACACUUUCAAGGCAAAAAGCCAUCAAUACCUGAGAGACAGCCACGGCCACCAAAAGACACCAGGUUUGACGAUUACUCUGUUGCACUGUCUCUGACACCAGGACUUUCCAAGAUAGAAGAGAUGAGGGAGACUCCCUGGGGAGCAUCUCUUUGA
Seminavis robusta is the source of this 576-nucleotide messenger RNA. The record is from the annotation of a GenBank genome assembly. NCBI's taxonomy places the organism in Eukaryota, Bacillariophyta, Bacillariophyceae, Naviculales, Naviculaceae.